GUCUCAGGAUGGGUCUCUCUCUCCCGUCUUGUAUAUACCUUCCACUCCUGGGCCUGUGUUGCUGCACCUUCCAGGGACUGACUUCCCCUUUGAGGCUGGAUGGGGAUUAUACUCUUGCAGGGCUGUUCCCAAUUCACCGUAGCACCAUCUCCAUACGUCAGAAGACUACGCCAGAAGUUGACAUUUGUGAGAGCCUGCCCUACCAGAGACUCCACAGCUACCACCUCAUCCAGGCCAUGCGCUUUGCGGUGGAGGAAAUCAAUAACUCCAGCCGCCUCCUGCCCAACAUCACGCUGGGCUACGAAAUCUACGACACCUGCUUGCCCUCCGCCACCAUGUACGCCACGCUAAGCGUCCUGUCCCAGGCCGGAGACGGCUGUCGUGGUCCACGGCACGUGGCGGUGGCCACCAACUAUACACGGUACCAGCCGAAAGCCGUGGCUGCCAUUGGGCCGGACAACAGUCAGAAUGCUCUCUUGACCGCUAGCCUGCUGGGCAUCAUCCAGAUGCCAGAGGUCAGCUACGAAGCCUCCAGCCCCACGCUGAGCCUGAAGCGCAUCUACCCCUCCUUCCUGCGCACCAUUCCCAGCGACCGCUUGCAGGUGCACGCCUUGGUGCGCCUGUUGAAGACAUUCGGGUGGAUCUGGGUGGCUGCGGUGGCCAGUGACAACAACUACGGGCAGCAAGGCCUGCAGAUGCUGCGCGAAGCCGUGGCCAGGCUGGGCAUUUGCUUCGCCUACCAGGGGCUGAUGCCCGUCGACCAGGACGCCGGCAGCGCACAGCCGGCACAGGUGGUGCAGGGCGUGGUGCGCUCCAAGGCCAACGUCGCCAUCGUCUUCGCCAACAAGCGCAGCGCCCUGGCUUUCUUCCAGGCGGUGGUUCGGCAAAACGUGACCGGGAAGGUGUGGCUUGGCACGGAGGACUGGUCCCUGGCCACAGAAAUCUGGCAGAUCCCCGGCAUUCGUGGCGUCGGCACCGUGAUGGGGAUGUCCGUCAAGCAGGCCCGCCUCCCGGGAAUGGAGGCGUUUAGAGGGUCGGAGAAAGCCACCCCCUGCCCGGAUCACGGUCAGGCCGGCGCCUGCCAACAUUGCAGGGGAAGAUGCAGCCAGCCGUGCUCCCGGUUCUGCAGGCCAGAGUCACCUGAGGGCAGCCUAGACCCGUCGCCGUAUGACAUGCAGGGGGCGUCGAAUGUGUACUGUGCCGUGUUUGCCGUGGCACAUGGCCUGCAUCACCUCCUGGGUUGCCAAAUGGGGGUGUGCCGCAAGGGCCCCGUCUAUCCACGGCAGCUCCUGACGGAAGUGAAACGGGUGAACUUCAGCAUCUACGACAGGCAGAUCUACUUUGACAGCCACGGGGACGCCUUGGCGGAUUAUGACGUGGUCCUGUGGACGUGGACAGAGCUGGCCUGGGGCUACCGUGUGGUCGGUUCGUUCGGUGCAAAUCCAGCCCACCUGAGCAUCAAGGAAGACGAGCUUCUGUGGCACACGGAGGCCAACCAGAUCCCCGUCUCAGUGUGUUCCAAGGAGUGUGACGCGGGGGAGCAGAAAGUGCCACAGGGGAUCUAUCGGUGCUGUUUCCACUGUGUGGGCUGUUCGCCGGGGACCUUCUUGAACAGCAGCGAUCCCUACACGUGUCAAAAGUGCCGGGAAGACCAGUGGUCUCCCGCCGGAAGCCAGACCUGCUUCGAACGUGCCGUCGUGUUCCUGGCUUGGGACAACCACAUCUCCCUGGCCCUGCUGACGGCCACCAUGCUGCUGCUUUCGCUCGUGGCCGGGACCGCGGCCGUCUUCGUCAGGAACCUGCAGACGCCCGUCGUGAAGUCGGCCGGGGGCUGGCUGUGCUUCGUCAUGCUGGGUUCUCUGGCCUCUGCCAGCAGCAGCUUCUUUUGCUACUUCGGGGUCCCGGGCAGGCUGGCCUGCCUGCUGAGAUCGCCGCUGUACAACGUCAACGCCACCGUCUUCCUGGCCUGCAUGAUGGCCCGCUUGUUCCAGAUCGUCAUCAUCUUCAAGAUGGCCGCCAGGGCCCCGGGCCUGUAUGCGGCGUGGCGGAGGUACCACGGGCCGGGCGUGCUCAUCGGGACUCUCACCAGCCUGCAGGGGCUGAUAGAGCUUAUUUACCUGAGCACCAGCCCCCCGGUGCCCUACAAGAACUACGACAUCUUCCACGACGGGGUUGUGCUGGAGUGCAGCGAGGGCCACCGCGUGCUCUCGUAUUGCGGGAUGAUCUACAACAGCCUCUUGGGCUCCGUUUGCUUCGUGGUCAGCUACCUGGGGAAGGACCUGCCCAACAGCUACAGCGAGGCCAAGUGCAUCACUUUCAGCCUCCUCAUCUACUUCACCUCCUUCAUCUCCUUCUCCACCGCUCAAGCUGUCUACCGGGGCAAGUUCCUGGGGGCCAUUUGCGUCGCCUUCCAAUUCUCCACCCUGUCUGGGAUCUUCGGAAGCUACUUUGCCCCCAAGGUCUACGUCAUCCUCUUCCGCCCCGAGCGCAACACCAACGAGCAGUUCCAGAUGUCCAUCCAGACUUACACAAAGCGGAUCCACUGA
Elgaria multicarinata webbii is the source of this 2546-nucleotide messenger RNA. RefSeq names its product taste 1 receptor member 1 (gene TAS1R1). The coding region runs from base 9 to 2546 and encodes 845 amino acids. NCBI's taxonomy places the organism in Eukaryota, Metazoa, Chordata, Lepidosauria, Squamata, Anguidae. Gene Ontology annotation, biological process: G protein-coupled receptor signaling pathway; sensory perception of umami taste. Gene Ontology annotation, molecular function: G protein-coupled receptor activity. The transcript is spliced from 6 exons. Gene Ontology annotation, cellular component: plasma membrane. The record is from RefSeq and is a predicted model, not a curated record.